AUGGCUUACCGAAAUAAAAGAAGACGGAAGUGUAUUGAGAACCAAACCAAAAAAAUUAAAUUAAACGAUACAAAUAAUGACGAAUUUGAUAGCAAUGUUGUCAUUGAAACUAAUGACAAAAACACAGAUAAGGCAGUACCAGAUAAACUAGAAAAGGUUGAAAACAAACGAAUUAAAACAAGGAGUAAAGAUGGAUUCGAGGAAGAUAAAAAAAUAAUGACAGCAGAAGACCUUGAUAACUAUAAAAGAGUGGAGGAAAGAACGAAAGUUGUGAUAAAUAAGAGUAAAAUUGCAACUUUUAGCGAUCAAGGCCUAUUCAAAAACACAGUCAAAUCGAAAAUAAACACAAUGUACAAUUACAAAAAUGAUGAAUCGGAGACGAGAACAUAUAUCUUGAAAAGGUGGGAAUUGUUGCCGGAGCCCCUCAAACAGUUAAUAAUAGAUGAGGCGGAGGAAUACUCAAAAGUGGACCAGACCAUAAGUUACCAAAGUUUGACAGCAGGGUGUGACAGUUUGUUUAGAAGCACAAACACAUUAAAACGAACAAUGGACAUAGAACACCUAGCAGGAGAAAAGAACUAUAUAGCGAAGCUGAUUGAAAACGGAAUGAAUUUUCAAAUCGACUUUGCAAACGUGUAUUGGAAUUCAAGGUUAAUCCAAGAGAGGAACAGAAUAAGAAAUUUGUUAGAUUCGGACGAUAUACUUGUUGAUAUGUUUGCGGGCGUCGGCCCUUUUGCUAUCUAUGCCGCCAAAAAGGGUUGCUGGGCCAAGUACAUGGAGAUCAACGCUAAGCUCAACAAAGUGCAAGACCUGGUAAAGGUGUUCAACAAGGACGCACGAGACUUCAUAUCGAAGGUAGUAAAGGAGAACAAGGUGCUGGACAAGACGGUGAAGAAGUUUGAAAAAAUGGAGUUUAAGGGGGAAAAGGUGCAUUUCAUAAUGAACCUGCCGAGAAUAGCGCUGGAGUUCCUAGACGUGUUCGUGGGACUGGCGAGCAACAUAAAGGAUAAUCCACUGAGAAGGUGCAUGGUGCACUGCUACUGCUUCAGCGCCCAAAGGGAAUACGAGGAGGAAAUCGACGAGAGAAUAACCGGAGCCCUGCGCAUGAAUCUGAAGAAGUACAAGAUAACAAAGGUGAGGAACGUGGCGCCCAGCAAGCAGAUGUACUGCGUGGAGUUCGAGUGCCCCGAGGAAAUACUGAGGUUAAACAAGUACGGACUCGCGAAGUGA
Theileria orientalis strain Shintoku is the source of this 1230-nucleotide messenger RNA. RefSeq lists its product as uncharacterized. Gene Ontology annotation, biological process: mitochondrial tRNA methylation; tRNA N1-guanine methylation. The transcript is spliced from 11 exons. Gene Ontology annotation, cellular component: mitochondrial matrix; cytoplasm. The record is from RefSeq and is a predicted model, not a curated record. The coding region runs from base 1 to 1230 and encodes 409 amino acids. Lineage: Eukaryota; Apicomplexa; Aconoidasida; Piroplasmida; Theileriidae.